Molecule: messenger RNA, 1077 nt
Organism: Chanos chanos (milkfish)
Lineage: Eukaryota; Metazoa; Chordata; Actinopteri; Gonorynchiformes; Chanidae
Gene: hrh2b
Product: histamine receptor H2b
Exons: 2
Coding region: 1-1077 (358 amino acids)
Biological process (GO): positive regulation of MAPK cascade; adenylate cyclase-activating adrenergic receptor signaling pathway
Cellular component (GO): plasma membrane
Molecular function (GO): G protein-coupled receptor activity
Source: RefSeq, a predicted model, not a curated record
AUGGCACCUCCGGCACUUCAGUGGGUGGUGCUCGUGGCAUUCAUUGUACUGACAGUCAGCGGAAACGUGCUGGUUUGCCUGGCGGUGAGCACGAGUCGCCGACUUCAUCGUAUUAGUAAUUGUUUUGUGGUGUCCCUCGCCGUGACGGAUCUUUUGCUGGGCCUGCUGGUUCUUCCGCUUACUGCUACGCUGGAACUACGAAGUGGACAUUGGCCACUAGGGGGCAUCCUUUGUAAUAUUUACAUCUCUAUGGAUGUCAUGCUUUGCACUGCCUCCAUUUUCACACUGCUGGCAAUCAGUGUGGACCGUUACUUGGCAAUCUCUGACCCGUUGUGUUACUUGCGUCGGGUCACGCCCCGGCGAGUAAUUGCAGCGUUAGUCACCAUCUGGACCACAUCUCUGGCAGUUUCCUUUGGCCCCAUUCACUUGGGCUGGAACACAAAGGACUUCAGUGUGCAGAAUCUAGACUGGAGUAUAGGAGAUGAGGGCGAGGAGAACAGGCCCUGCCGCUUCGAAUGGAACAACAACUAUGUGCUCCUGGAUGCCUUUGGCACCUUCUACCUCCCUCUGCUGGUCAUGUGUGGCAUGUAUCAUCGUAUUUUCUGUGUGGCACGUGAACAGGUUCGACGUAUCCGGGCAGCCACUCCAUCUUUUGCACGUUCAGCCUCUGCUGCGGCCACCGCCAGGGAACACAAGGCCACCGUGACUCUGGCCGCGGUCCUUGGGGCAUUUGUCAUCUGCUGGUUCCCGUAUUUCACAUACUUCACCUGCAUGGGCAUGUGGGCAGAGACAGACCCACCUAAACUCAUUCACUCCGUGGUGCUUUGGCUGGGUUACUUCAACUCAGCCCUGAACCCCAUCCUUUACCCAGCCUUGAACCGUGACUUCCGCAGGGCCUAUGGGCAGCUGCUGUGCUGCAGAGGGACACGUCACCGGGCACCCAUGUCCAUGCGGAUGUUCAAACCAAAACAAACUUCUUGUUCUAACGCUCAAAGGACGCAACAUAUUCAAACCAAACCUGCUGAGUGGCUCUGUCUCACUCAGCAGGAAAUCAAUGGUAAUACAAUUAGUGAUUAG